GCUCAGGCUGACACAAAACAACAAUGUAUGACGAAGAAUGAUGAAAAACAAGCAAGCUGUGGCUGGAAGCCCAAGCGCAAGUGUCUGACAUCCUGACAAGCCUUGUUGAAGCUUGAACGAACAACAAUAGUUUGACGGUCUAGAAGAGGUGGACUAGAAGUUUGAUUCAGAUUUACAACAAUUACUAGGACUCAGCACCUCCUGCUGCAUACGAUUUCUAGUACACGACGUGCGACUAUCUCUUGUUUUACUCCUCUUAUUAUCCCUCGCAAUAAAGUGUCGGUAAAUUUUUCCUCUUCAUAGGAUACAGCUCACUCUGCCCCACGAAGACUAACACUUUCGAAAAUGAACUUCAGCCACGCCCAGCAGGCCAUGUCGGCCGCCGCAAAGGAGAAGGCGGAGAAGAUCUCCGGCAGCUUUGACCCCUCCGCCCUGGAACGCGGCGCGAAAGCGCUCAAGGAGAUGGACGCGUCCGGGAACGCCGCAAAGGCGUUUGAAUUGACCAAACUCCAGGAGCAGACCAAACAAAAGGAGAUGGGGCUCGAGGUGGAGCGCAUGCGCGCCCAGCAGGCGGAGAUGAGCAUGCGCCGCGCGGAAAAGGAGGGGGAGGAAAGGCGCAAAACCAUGGCGGCGCAGGAAGAUCAGGAGAGGCGGACUGCGCAGUACAAAACGCAGCUGGAAAGCGAGUUGUAUCAACACAAACUCGAGGACCAGCAGAAACAGAACGAGCAGUGGCUGGCCCAGCAGCACCAGAAUUUUCUCCGACAGGAGGAGAUCCGCAAAAAAAACGACCAGGAACUGGAGGACAUGCGUUUGCGCAGUAUGGCGGAGCAGGCGAAGUUAGACCGCGAAACCAUGAUGAUGAAGGCCAAGGCCGAGAACGACGCGCGGGCCAAAACGGAGCGCGAGAACAUCGACGUGCGCAUCCGGGAGAUGCGGGCGCAAGCGGGCGAGGAGAGAACCACCCGGUUGGAGGCGAUCGAACGGUACUUUACCGGGUUUUCCGGUUUAUUAUCGGACAAACAGAAAAUUACGACACUUGUCGCGGGCUUGUCUGCUUUAGCACUCGGUGUCUACGCGGCGCGAAACGCCACGCGGGUGACGGCGAACAUCGUGGAGAAAAACAUGGGAAAACCCUCCCUGGUCCGUGACACCAGUCGGUGGACCUGGAAGCAGGGACUGUUGCCGCUCGCGCGUUUCGGCGGCGGGGCGAACAACCAGAAGUUGUUGGACAAGGUAGUUUUGGAGGAAGAUUUGUCGGAGAGGCUGACCUGGAUGACGAAUUCUCUCGUGAACGCGAAAAAGAACGGAACCCCCUUCCGCCACAUGCUGCUGCACGGACCGCCGGGAACCGGUAUAUUAGCAUUGAUUGUACGACGACGAAAUUCAUCAUGGUACAUGUGUGCCUGCUGGAGGAUAGAUCUAGCUUAAAUGCGUUGUGCAUGCCCAAGAACAUUGAACAGUAAUUUUUACGCAUCAAAAUUUCAAUUUGACUCGAAGGGUUAGUUUCUUGUACUAGAAACGCAAGAUCCUCGUCCUGCGAUCAUGAUCUAUCAGGUAAAACUCUGUUCGCCCGCACCCUGGCGAAGCAGUCGGGUCUGGACUACGCCAUCAUGUCGGGUGGUGACAUCGGACCUUUGGGAAAAGACGCGGUGGAGGAGGUGAACAAACUUUUUCAGUGGGCGAACAAGUCCAAGCAGGGCAUGAUUCUUUUCAUCGACGAAGCGGACGCGUUUUUGCGCAAGGGACGCCAGUCCACCGAGGGCAUGUCCGAACACGCGCGCAACGUCUUGUCGACGUUUUUAGCGCACACGGGCACCGAAACGGACAAAUUUGCGGUGGUGCUGGCGACGAACGUGAAGGACGUCCUGGACCGGGCGGUGAUGGAUCGGGUGGACGAAAGCUUUCUGUUCCCGUUGCCCGACUACCCGCAGCGCCUGGAGAUGGUAAAGAUGUUUUUCAACCAGCACAUCUUGGCGCCGACGAAAACCAGUCAGCAGAUUGAGGUAGAAGACGCGGUGAAGUCGGAGGAAUACAUGCAGGAGAUGGCGCGCCGAAUGGAGGGCUUCUCGGGCCGACAGGUGGCCAAGACCAUUCUCGGCCUGCAGUCCGCGGUGUUCGGGUCUGGGACGAACAAAUUGACGAAGGGCCUGGCGGACGCCGUGCUGGACUGGAAGAUCGCCAACAUUGCGGACGAUCAGGACACAAUUGACCGUCUGGAAGCGCAGAAAUUGAAGAGCGAGGCGGUGAAGCUGGGGACGUACUAGGACGAGAGCGGUUUGAAGUAAAACAAGGAGAACAACAAGAAUCAAUGUCACCGAUAGAAGUUUUAACGACCUCGCGAGCGGUUUUGCAUCAAUCGUACGUGUCUCGUCUUCUACCAGCACUUCACGAUAUUGUGGCUGCCCGACCGCCUGAAUUUCACGAAGCCUUUAGUUUGAUUUCACCCAAGUUUACCUAUAAAGGAAGACCACACGUAAAAAGUUCACCCCCCCAAGCGACUGAGAUCACAGAACCAUCUCCCGUACAGUUUAAAGAUUGAUUUGAAAAGACGAAAAUCAAGACUUUUUAGAUACAGUUACUUAUAGCUCUCCUCAAAGAGCUGGAACGACAACACCUGUCAGUACACGAAAACGAGAAUCAAUGCACAACGUGGACAUCUAGCGACAUGAUCACAAGUUCUUCUUUUUAAAUUCUUCUUCACAGUUUUACACAUUCAGGCGAAAAUCCAAUUGCGAAAU
Molecule: messenger RNA, 2741 nt
Organism: Amoebophrya sp. A120
Lineage: Eukaryota; Dinophyceae; Syndiniales; Amoebophryaceae
Source: the annotation of a GenBank genome assembly